UAAGGGUCUUACCUAAGAAUAAUCUGAAACAUAUUUAAUUUUUCUCGUUUAAAAAAGCUAUAACAUUAACAAUGAGAACUGAUAAUAACGCUAUGUUGACUAAAGUACACGAACGGAAAUGUCCUAAAGCUGAAAUGGUUAUUGAUAAACAAAUGAAUCGAAGUGUCCAAGAAACUUUAGAACAAAUAAUUGCAAAAGAAGUGUAUAAGUCUUAUGAAAUAUUUAUAAAAAAAUUAUCAACAGACGGUGGAAAUUAUUUUGGAGAUUUAUAUGAAAUUGAUGUAAAAGGCACUACUGCUAAAGGCUUCAAAGAGAUAAACUUGUUCGUUAAGCAAGCUAUAAAAAUGAAUCCAACUGAAAGUGUUUUAAAUGUGAAUUCUAUUUACCAGAAUGAACUAUUAGUAUACACUGAACUGAGCAAGGUUUACAGUAAUUUACAAGACGAAGCUGGCAUACCUUCUAGUGAAAGAUUUAAAAUGGUCAAUAGUUAUAACGAGAGUAAUGAAGAUGCAAUCAUUCUUGAAAACCUUAGUAAAAAAGGGUUUGAAGUCCGCAAUAGAAUGGAUGUUGUAAGUUUAAGUUUUGCUAUUGCAUCAAUUAAAGAGAUAGCCAAAUUCCACGGUUUAUCUUUUGUAUUGGAACAUAAAGAAAGUGACUAUUGUUAUAACAAACUUAAAAAACUUCAAAGUCCUAUACAAGUUAAUGACUCCAUGAAAGAAUUAGUAAAAAUGUUAAGUAAUGAUAUUGUAAAAUAUUUCGAUUGUGACAUUCAAAAGAAAUUAAGGAAUUUCAGUGAUAAAAUAUGUGACAAAUUACCUAAAUACUUCCAAGGAAAAACAGGUUCAGUAAAAUGUUUAUGUCACUCUGAUUUUAGAAUAAACAACAUAUUAUUUAAAGAGAAAGGCUCUGAAUCAGCUGAGGCUAUCCUCAUCGAUUACCAACUGAUCUUCUGGGGAUCUCCAGUAUUUGAUCUUUUAUACUUUUUCUAUAUUUGUACAGACAGAGAAUUUCGUAAAAACCACAUGACCUAUUUAAAAAAUAUUUAUCACGACACUUUGCGGAAUUAUCUUAAUUAUUUUAAAAUUGACGUCGAUAAAAUUUACCCAAAAAAUAUAUUUUUGGAUGAUUUCGAAGAUCAUCUUGAAGUAGGCCUUCUAGUGGCCUUUUACGGAUUGCCAUUUUGUUUUACACGAGAAGAAGAAGUUCCAGAUUUUAAAGAUAAUGUAACGGAUAUGAAAAUAAAACUUCACGACAGUUUUGUUGAAAGGUUUGAAGGAAUAGUUGAUGACUAUUUGGAGUGGGGAAUUAUUUAACUCCUUAGAACGACAAAAGUUUUUCAUUUUAAUUUAUAAUACAAUAUCUUCGGUUUCUUUCACCUUUUGUAUUUAUACAUCCUUCUACGUGUAAAAGUGAAAAUACAUUUUGCAUUUGCGUUUACGUAAAUCUUACUUUAUUUUAA
Messenger RNA from Danaus plexippus (monarch butterfly), 1459 nucleotides. RefSeq lists its product as uncharacterized. Bases 72 to 1313 code for a protein of 413 amino acids. Lineage: Eukaryota; Metazoa; Arthropoda; Insecta; Lepidoptera; Nymphalidae. The record is from RefSeq and is a predicted model, not a curated record. The transcript has 2 exons.